Leptonychotes weddellii (Weddell seal) is the source of this 1493-nucleotide messenger RNA. The record is from RefSeq and is a predicted model, not a curated record. NCBI's taxonomy places the organism in Eukaryota, Metazoa, Chordata, Mammalia, Carnivora, Phocidae.
AUGCCCCGGCGUCCCCCCAACCCCGGGACCCAGCAGGUGGCGCCCAAGGGGCUCCCCGGCGACGGCGCUCGCCGAAGGAGAGACCCGCGACUGCCCAGGCUGCCCCUGCCCCAGCUCCGCGGGUCCCCCGGCGGCUUGAGGGCCUCGGAGGGCGGCGGCGCGUGGAGCCCCUCGCCGCGCCUGCCCGCCCUGCCCACCCUGGCCCAGCGGGCGGCGCAGAACCGGACAAGGCUGAGGUCGCUCCUGCUCCUGGCCGGUGCGCCCCGGGAACUCGCGCCCGGGCGCCCGGGGCCUGGAGAGCGCGAGGAUCCCUGCCGGGGUGCGGCCACCCUGCCCGCCCUCCUAGGAGAGUUCCUCCCCAGCAGGUUCCGGGAGCUCCUGCAUCAGCUGGGCGCAGAGCGCGCGGAACCCCCGCCGCCGAGUGAGGCCCCGCCGGGGACCCCAGGGGGCGGGCUAUUUCCACCUCCUCCUGGUUCCCAGCACCCUCAGCAUCACAACCAAAAAGGAGUGUCAGAGUACUGCCACCAUUCGCCCCGGUGUCCCCAACUUCCAGACCUGCGGGGCCAGUCAUUGUACUUCCAGAAUAGUCUUAAGAAGAUUUUGCUCCAUCAGAUACCUGCCCUGGGGACCCUGAGGAGAGAUCACUCACAGUUCACCCUCAAGAAGGCCAACCACAGGCCCCACGGUGCACAGGCCCCCAAGCUCAAGGCUGUGCUCACCCACAGCUCCUCGGGGGAAAGCUCGGGACAGCGCAGACGGUUUUGCCCCUUCCGAGUGAGAUUCGCCGAUGAGACCCUGCGGGACACAGCGCUCCGUUACUGGGAGCGCAGCUGUGCAGCCCAGCCUCUUCACUUCUCAGGAGCUAGCAGCCCCAGGGCCUCCAAGAGCUUGCAUCUAUUUAUUGACCAACUACUGUGUGCAGUUUCAGGAAACGUGGCUGUUCCAAAGCCUAGCUUCCGGCAGGGUACCAUCGAGAAUGGGAUAGCUCCCCGGUCAACGACAUCAGAAGGGGUGUUCGGGAGUGUCGGGAGGUGGCUGGAGAGUUUGUCCAAAGCCCUGUGCCCCAGGGCCAAGGAGGAGGCCAUGGCCAACAUCUCGUUCGGCUGGGACUGCCCUGGCCUGCCCAUCCAGGAGCCACCGGGUCACCUCUCUGAGGAUGCCUCCGUGAAGAGCAGCCUGCCCUGCAUCCCCAGGGCCACCACACAGAGGCCACGAGGUGACCUCCAAACCUUGCUGGACACUGACAACAUCCUGGGGCAGGUGGGCAAAUCGCCCUGCUCCUGGAGCAGGAAGCUGGAAUCCUUCCUGCCCAGCUUGGUGCUGCACACAGUCCUGAAGCGAGGAUGCCCUAAAGGCUACCAGCCCCUCCUGCCUUCCAUGACACCACAGGAGGCUCCCAAGUGAACGGCUACUGGAGCCCAAGCCCGCGCAUGGUCGUGGGCAGGGGGUGAGGAGAGGCCUUUCUCACCCCACAAAUAAACAUGCAUUCCAGA